Messenger RNA from Orussus abietinus, 1757 nucleotides. Its product is annotated as acyl-CoA Delta(11) desaturase. Gene Ontology annotation, biological process: unsaturated fatty acid biosynthetic process. NCBI's taxonomy places the organism in Eukaryota, Metazoa, Arthropoda, Insecta, Hymenoptera, Orussidae. The record is from RefSeq and is a predicted model, not a curated record. Gene Ontology annotation, cellular component: endoplasmic reticulum membrane. Gene Ontology annotation, molecular function: iron ion binding; stearoyl-CoA 9-desaturase activity. The transcript has 6 exons. Bases 213 to 1325 code for a protein of 370 amino acids.
AGUAGGAGUUUGGACGAUCCCUUUUCGCCUCCCUAAGUGGUGGGGUUUCGUCCGGUGCGAAGCUCAUAAGUGGGACAAACGCUCUUGCGUCUCGGUAUUUCGGUGUGAACUCGCCAUCGGACGAGUACCUUUGACCAGUAGCUGUGAACAAAGCCCCAGACUAUCACUCACCUGGUAGACUAGCCGAACAGCGAGAAUAAUCGUCCUGAAAGAUGGCACCCAAUCUUUUUGGAAAUUCGGCGACGCUCUUCCUGGAAGCGUCCCAACAAGAUGCCAUCCAGAAAGCACCUGCGGUGUCAACUAAGUCAUCGUCUAGUUCAAGUCAAGAGCCGAAAUAUAAAUGGAACAUUGUCUGGAGAAACGUGAUCGCUUUCGUCUACCUCCACCUUGGAGCUCUCUUCGGAUUCUACCUAUUCUUCACCUCGGCCAAAUUCCUUACUUUCUUGUGGUCCUAUAUCCUCGCUAUUAUUGCUGCCAUGGGCGUCACAGCUGGAGCACACAGAUUAUGGGCGCACAAAUCGUACAAGGCUAGGUGGCCAUUGAGGGUUUUCUUGAUGAUCCUGCAAACUGUCGCAUUCCAGAAUCAUAUUUACGAGUGGGUAAGGGAUCACCGAGUGCACCACAAAUUCACGGACACCGAUGCUGACCCACACAACGCCCAGAGAGGUUUCUUCUUCUCCCAUAUGGGAUGGCUUUUGGUACGCAAACACCCUGACGUGAUAAAAAAGGGGGCAACGAUCGACAUGAGUGAUAUGGACCAGGACCCUGUUGUAGUCUGGCAAAGAAGGCUGUACAUCAUCCUUAUGCCGCUGUUCUGCUUCCUCAUACCCACAUGGAUUCCCUGCUACUUCUGGGGUGAGACUGGACUGAACUCUUGGUAUGCCAACAUAUUCAGAUACACCUUGUCCCUGAAUUUGACGUGGCUCGUCAAUUCGGCUGCACACAUCUGGGGCACCAAGCCGUACGAUAACUCGAUCAGCCCUACGGACAACCUGAAGAUCGCAAUCGGAGCCGUUGGCGAGGGCUGGCAUAAUUACCACCACGUCUUCCCGUGGGAUUACAAGGCGGCCGAGUUGGGCGAUUACAAGGGCAACUUAACGACCCUCUUCAUUGACAUUUGCGCAAGAUGCGGACUGGCAUACGAGAUGAAAACCGUGCCGGUGGAGAUGGUGAACAAACGCUCAGCCAGGACAGGUGAUGGGACCAGGAUCACCAGGGAGCAGGUGGAGGGUCACACCUACGAGGGCGCCGUUUGGGGGUGGGACGACACCGACAUGACUGUGGAAGACAUAAAAGACGCCCAAAUUGUAAACAAGAUCGACUAGAGGCUGUUCUCGGACAUUAUUUAUAAAGCUUUAAUGUCAAAGGGACUUUUACGUCCAUCGCGGCGGGUCUCGAAGGUGCCGAUAAUUUGUCACCUGUGGGAUGAUAAACCGUCGCCUCCGAAAUCCGUCUCGAAUUUUUACCGUGAUUUUUAGUCUCUCCCGGGGGAUCGUUCUCUAGGAAAGAAGUCAGGCUGAUUAUCCGAUACGAUACUAUGCUAUCAUUUGGCUACGGUACUUCCUGUUUCCGGGAGUCGCUAGCCAGGCUUCGAAAGGCAUUAGGUACUUUAAGAAAUCGAUUUAAGCCUAUAUUUAAGCUCGCUAUUUAACCUGCGAAUCUGAGAGCUCAAAGGAUCUCUCUGACCUGUAUACACUGCGCUUUCUGACAGUAUAUACAUUUCCAUGGUAUUUAUUAAUAAAGUAUCGUUUCCGAAC